Messenger RNA from Acanthisitta chloris (rifleman), 1764 nucleotides. RefSeq names its product cyclin and CBS domain divalent metal cation transport mediator 4 (gene CNNM4). Gene Ontology annotation, cellular component: plasma membrane. Gene Ontology annotation, molecular function: magnesium ion transmembrane transporter activity; sodium ion transmembrane transporter activity. The record is from RefSeq and is a predicted model, not a curated record. The transcript has 8 exons. Gene Ontology annotation, biological process: magnesium ion transport; magnesium ion homeostasis. NCBI's taxonomy places the organism in Eukaryota, Metazoa, Chordata, Aves, Passeriformes, Acanthisittidae. The annotation marks the transcript as partial.
CCGCUGUGGCUGGAGGUGAUCCUGAUCAUGGGGCUGCUGGUGCUGUCGGGGAUGUUCAGUGGGCUCAACCUGGGGCUGAUGGCGCUGGACCCCAUGGAGCUGCGCAUCGUGCAGAACUGCGGCACCGACAAGGAGAAGAGGUACGCGCGCAAGAUCGAGCCCAUCCGGAGGAAAGGCAACUACCUGCUCUGCUCCCUGCUGCUGGGCAACGUGCUGGUUAACACCACCCUCACCAUCCUCCUCGACGACCUCACGGGCUCCGGGUUCGGCGCCGUCAUCGCCUCCACCAUCGGCAUCGUCAUCUUCGGGGAGAUCGUGCCGCAGGCGCUGUGCUCCCGCCACGGCCUGGCCGUGGGCGCCAACACCAUCGUGGUCACCAAGUUCUUCAUGCUGGUGACAUUUCCCCUCUCCUACCCCAUCAGCAAACUCCUGGACUGCAUCCUGGGCCAGGAGAUCGGCACCGUGUACAACAGGGAGAAGCUGGUGGAGAUGCUGAAGGUGACGGAACCCUACAACGACCUGGUGAGGGAGGAGCUCAACAUGAUCCAAGGAGCUCUGGAGCUGCGCACCAAGACGGUGGAGGAUGUGAUGACCCCUCUGCAGAACUGCUUCAUGAUCAACAGUGAUGCCAUCCUGGACUUCAACACCAUGUCAGAGAUCAUGGAGAGCGGCUACACCCGCAUUCCUGUCUACGAGGACGAGCGCUCCAACAUCAUGGACAUCCUCUACGUCAAGGACUUGGCUUUCGUGGACCCUGAUGACUGCACCCCCCUCAAAACCAUCACCAAAUUCUACAACCACCCUGUCCAUGUUGUCUUCCACGACACUAAGCUGGAUGCCAUGCUGGAGGAGUUCAAAAAGGGGAAGUCCCACCUGGCCAUUGUGCAGAAGGUGAACAAUGAGGGUGAGGGAGACCCUUUCUACGAGGUGCUGGGGCUGGUGACGCUGGAGGACGUCAUCGAGGAGAUCAUCAAGUCGGAGAUCCUGGAUGAGUCAGAUACCUACACUGACAACCGCAGCAGGAAGCGAGUGGGCAACCAGAAAAACAAAAGGGACUUCUCGGCCUUCAAGGACCCAGUCAACGAGCUGAAGGUCAAGGUGUCCCCACAGCUGCUGCUGGCUGCACACAGAUUCCUCUCCACUGGAGAGGUGUCACUCUUCACCCCCAAUUUCAUCUCGGAGAAGAUCCUCCUGCGGCUCCUCAAAUAUUCCGACGUCAUCCAGGAGCUGAAAUUUGAUGAGGAGAACAAGAAAUCCCCACGUCACUUCCUCUACUGCAAGAACAAACCAGCUGACUACUUCAUCCUCAUCCUGCAGGGCAAGGUGGAGGUGGAGGCUGGCAAGGAGUGCAUGAAGUUUGAGGCAGGAGCCUUCUCCUACUAUGGGGUGAUGGCUCUUGGCCCCACUCCUGGAUCUGCCCUCAGCUACCAGGAGCGCUCGGAGUCCGUGUCGUCGCCCAUCAGCGGCAGCAACAACCAGCUCAACGCCAGCACUGCCGCCCAGUACGUGGCUGACUUCAGCGUCCGCGCCCUCACCGACCUCCAGUUCGUCAAGAUCACACGACAGGAAUACCAGAACGGCCUGACGGCUUCCCGCAUAGACAGUUGUCCCCAGUCCCCCGACAGCAACGCACCCAAACUGGACCCUGGGGCACCGGAGAAACCGGAGCCUCCUGCCCCUGCCGAUGAGACCACGAGUCUCCUGAACGAGAGGAACUGCCUGAGCCGCCGGAGCAACCACAGUCCCCUGGAAAACUCCAUCUGA